AUGUCGGUGCCUGGCACAUUUAAAACACUUUUCGCCGUGGCUGGCGGAGCAACAGCAACCGUUUUAGCCGUGACAUAUACUGGACAACUUUACAAAAUGAAUUACCAAAUCAAUGAAGCAGAUGCCCUUACUAUUCGAAAGAUCAACACAGCUUACGCAGAACUCCAAAAAGAUAAGAAUUGUAAUUCGUUGCUAAAGAAAAAUUUGACACCUAAAAUUUUACAAAAAUUGGAAAGCAAAAAAACGAAACUGGGUGCUUCUCUUCACGACAUAAUUCGUUCUGGUUUGUACAACCGUGAUUCGGAGAUUGGUGUAUAUGCAGCGGAUCCAGAAUCUUAUCACAAAUUCGCCUCUCUUUUCGAUAAAAUUCUGGAGGAUUAUCAUGGAUUCAAAUCAGGAGCCAAACAACCAGCAGUUGAUUUCGGAGAAAAAAAAAUCAGCGAAUUUUCAUCUCUUGAUCCUACUGGAAAAUAUGUCAAGUCAGUCAGAAUUCGCUGUGCUCGUUCCAUUGCCGGUUAUCCAUUUAACCCACUUUUGAGUGGGGAUGAUUACCUGAUUCUGGAACAGAAGGUGAGAAAUGCACUAAUGCAAAUCGAGGAACCCGAAUUACGUGGAAUCUAUUAUCCGCUGGAUGGAGUGCCGAAAGAAACACAGGAUGAGCUUGACAGUAAACAGCUUCUAUUCAAUAACAGUAGUUCUUUAUUAAAACAUGCAAACGCUUAUAACGCCUGGCCAGAGGGACGUGGAAUCUUCCAUAACAAAGAAAAAUCUUUUGUGGUAUGGGUUAAUGAGGAAGAUCAUAUUAACAUAAUCUCGGUUGAAGAAGGAAGUGAUGUUGGCAAAGCUCUUGCUCGUUUAAUCCGAGGUUUAAAGGCACUGGAAGAAAAGCUAACGUUCGCUCGAGAUAAUCGACUUGGCUGGUUAACAUCAAACCCUAGCAAUCUUGGUUCUGCAGUUAAUGCUUCAGUACAAAUACGUUUGCCGAAACUGAGCAAAAAAUCCGACUUCAUGGAAAUAUGUGAGAAGCUGAAUUUGCGUGUUAAUUCAUCUGGAGUGUCGAAUGAUUACUAUUCUAUAUCAAACAAGAAAAGCCUUGGACUAACGCAAUAUGAAGCAGUUAAACAAAUGUACGAUGGUAUAAAAGAAUUGAUUCGAAUGGAGGAACAUUUAUGA
Messenger RNA from Acanthocheilonema viteae, 1173 nucleotides. NCBI's taxonomy places the organism in Eukaryota, Metazoa, Nematoda, Chromadorea, Rhabditida, Onchocercidae. The record is from the annotation of a GenBank genome assembly.